AUCAUCCCAGAGCAACUUUAAAAGAUCAAGCUGGCUCGUCUGAAGGAAGCAUUAUUUCACACAGAGACCCUUUUUGAUUUAUAUUACAACUAUUUGAAAGGGAGCGAAGAGAAGGAUAUUGGUGCACGCAUUAUCUUUUGGUGGAUAUAUACAUUUUGUCAUGCACAGAUAUAAAGCUACAGCCACCAUUGAAUGUGUCAUUGGAUCCAGAAGGGGAACUGAGAGAAAGUAACAAGUAGAGCGUUUUUAAGACACGUCUGUCAUACUGUUACAUAAAAAAUUAGCUCCUACAUAAGUGGUACAGAAUGUAGACAGCUGAUUGAAGAGUUUAAGGUUUAUAUCACAUCUGACAUUGAGAGCUUUCUACUGCAAGAAGAAUGAAAAAGAUGAGCAGAGACGUGCAGCCGGUCUUUCUAGUUGGUGCAGGGAUGCCCUCUGUCUCUUUUAUUACAGUUUUUUUGUUAGGAUUAUUUAUAACUCUCAUCGCUGGAGAAACACAAGUGCAGUUUGCUGGCCAAACUGAUUUUUUUGUAAAUGAAACAAGUACAACCGUUAUACGGUUAAUUAUUGAAAGAACUGGAGUGCCUGUUAAUGUGACUGCAAUCGUUCAGCUGCAAGGAGAAAACACUGGGGAUUUUGUGGAAACUGUUACUGCAGCUUUUAUACCAGACAGAGAAACAAAUCGGACUGUUUAUAUAUCUGUGUGCGAUGAUGACUUGCCAGAGGCUGAUGAGACUUUUCAUUUUAGACUAACCCUACAGAAUCCACCAUUAAACACUAAGCUUGGCUCCCCAAAUGUUGCCACAGUCACUAUAUUAUCAAAUGACAAUGCCUUUGGAAUCAUAUCGUUGAAUAUGCCUGCCUUCAUCACAGUGAUUGAGCCACAGGGCAGAAACCAAUCCUUGCCUCUCGUGCUAAUCAGGGAAAAAGGAACGUAUGGAACCGUGACUGUGACUUUUGAGGUAGAAGGAGGUCCGAAUCCAGCAGAUGAAGAUCUGACACCAACUACGGGAAAUAUCACAUUUUCAACUGGCAGAUCUGUACUGAUUUAUAAUUUAACAAUAUUAGAUGAUCAGGUACCCGAAAAUGAUGAACAUUUUACUUUGAAGCUCACAAAUGUAUUUGGAGGUGCAGAGAUCAACACAACAAGGAGUGCUAUUCAGAUAAACAUUGAGAAAAAUGAUAGCCCUGUACGAUUUAGGCAGAGUUCAUUCAUGGUGCCAGAGGAAGCGGAUGUAAUAACUGUUCCAGUGAUUCGUGGAAAGAAUUUGUACGACAUAGCUGUUGGAUCUGAUGGCUCAGAAGUUUCAGUCAAAUACAAAAUUGUUACUGGGAACCUCAGUGGUAGUGCACAACUUAAUAUUGAUUUCUUAGAUCUUCAGCCAAAUAAUUCUAUUGUGUUUCCUCCUAAAAUAUAUGAAGUUGGUUUAAAGUUUCAGAUCAUUGAUGAUACCAUUCCAGAAAUUGCUGAGUCCUUCAUGCUGAUUUUGGUAGAAGAAACACUACAAGGUGAUGCUGUUUUGCAAACUCCCAAUGUUGUCCAUAUCACCAUUGAACCUAAUGAUAAACCCUAUGGUGUUUUAUCAAUUAAUAGUACGCUUUUUGAGAAAACCGUUAUCAUUGAUGAGGAUCAAAUGUCAAAGUUUGAAGGGAUCACUAUAGUAAGAAAUGGGGGGACCCACAGUAAUGUUUCAGUUCAGUGGAAUAUAAAGCGCAACAACACUGACCCGUCACCUGUGACUGCUGACAUUGUUCCAGACUCAGGAGUGCUACAAUUUGCUGAGGGGCAAAUGUCAGCAAGAAUUCCUCUCCAGAUCAUAAGUGAUGACAUUCCUGAAGAAGCUGAGAUGUAUCGUAUACAAAUAUUAGCAAAUACUGUUAAAGGUGGUGCAGAAGUGGGCUUACCAACUGAGCUUGUUUUCUAUAUUCAGGACAGUGAUGAUGUGUAUGGUUUAUUUCAAUUACAUGAUAUUAAAGACCAGAAAAUUGAAAGCAGCCCUGAAGGACGAUUUUUGACUUUGAGAUUUGAAAGGAGACGUGGAACUAAAGGAGUUGUGAAACUAUUCUAUAGUGCAUUGUAUAUACCCGCCGGACCUAUAGAUCCUGUGAGAGCUAAGGAAGGUGUCCUCAAUGUUUCAUCAAGAAAUAAUAUUGCUUUUCCAGAAGGAGAAUCACUUAUUAUAGAAAAAUUACCUAUACGAAAUGAUGCAUUUCUUCAAAAUGGAGCUAAUUUUCUUGUACAGCUGGAAUUUGCCGAGCUUCUGAGCCCAACUCCUUUAGUGCCACCAAUAAGCCCUAGACUGGGUAGUAUUCAAAAUAUUUCUCUUAGUGUUACACCUGACAUUGCAAAUGGUGAAAUUGGUUUUACAAGCAAUAUGCCUAUCAUUGUAUCUGAGCCAGAAAACGUCCCAUCUGACAUGGUCUCAAUCGCACUACAUCGUGAUGGAACUGGAGGAGAGGCAGUUGUCUUUUGGAGUUUACAGCCUAUUGGCCUUAAUGCAAAGUCCAUCACAUUGAGUGAUCUAAGUCCAUUCAAUGGUUCAGUGACAUUUUUACCUGGACAGAGUGACACUGCAAUAAAUAUAACUAUUAAAGCAGAUGAUAUUCCUGAGGUUAAUGAGACUGUGAUAAUAUCACUGGACAGGGUAGAAACAGAGAGGUUUGUGGUAUAUUUUAGGGUCAAUGUGGAAAAUCAAAUUCUGAAAUCUGGAUUUACCAGCUGUGAACUGACUAUUUUGGAAAAUGAUGAUCCAGGUGGAGUGUUUGAGUUUACCCCCUCUUCCAGGGGGCCUUACCGUGUAAAAGAAGGGGAUUCUGUUGAGCUAAGAAUUGUUCGAUCCAAAGGUUUACUAGUUAAGCAAUUUCUGCGCUAUAUUGUGGAGCCAAAAGACAGUAAUGAAUUCUAUGGGAAUACUGGAAUCCUGGAGUUUAAAACUGGCGAAAAAGAGAUUGUCAUUACAUUGCUAACAAGGAUGGAUGAAAUUCCAGAGCUGGAUGAGAUGUAUUCAGUGGUGUUGAGCAGCCAUGGGGAAUAUCCAAGCACAUUAGGAGAAGCCUCAAGAGUUAACAUUACUAUUGAAAAAAAUGAUGAUCCCCAUGGAGUAUUGGAAUUCAUCAAUGAUCGUAUGGUUAUCAGCAUUAAUGAAAGUAAAGGCAAUGAAAUAUAUACUGCUGAAUUUGAAGUAAUACGGAACCAAGGAAUGUUUGGGAACAUCAGUGUGACUUGGAUUAUCAACCCAGAUUCAACUGGCGAUGUUUAUCCUACACACGGAGUACUUCACUUUGAAGAUAAAGAGUUUUCUAAGAAUAUAACUGUUUCAUCUCUCUCAGAUGAGGUUCCAGAAGAGAAAGAAACCUUCAUCCUAAGACUUUUAAAUGCCAACGGUGAGGCUAGGAUUGGAAGUGUAUCUACUGCCAUGUUGGAGAUAAACAAAAAUGAUGAUGCAGUCUUCUUUGCAGAGCCCAUUUUGGUGUGGGUUGAAGAAGGUCAGGAUGCAAACUUCACAAUUGUACGGAAUGGAUCAGCUGAUUAUUUGUCAUCUGUUAUGUAUUCGUUGGUCAAUGGAGUUGCCAUUACUGAAGAAGGUGACUUUAAUGAUAUCUCCCAAGGAAAUAUGCUUGUGUUUGACAUUGGACAAACAUUACAAAAUAUAACCAUUUAUACCAUUGAUGAUGACAUUCCAGAAACAGAUGAACCAUUUUAUAUUAUACUACUAAAUACCACAGGUGACACAGUGGUGAGUGGAAAUGGUAAAGCAACAGUUAUAAUACGAGCUAAUGACGAUCCCAAUGGAAUAUUUUUCCUUGAACCUGUUGACAAAAUGGUUGAAGAAGGAAAAACUAACAAUUUCAAAAUUGUGAGGAGCAGAGGGCAUUUUGGCAAUGUGCUUUUACAUUGGCAGCUCUUAGAGAACGAUUACACCGUCCUGGUGCCUGGACAAGAAUUUUACGAAACAUCCGGCACAGUUUGGUUUGGGGAUAAGGAGGAGUUUCAAUAUAUAACACUGCAUGCUGUUCCUGAUAACAUUCCUGAGUUUAAUGAGUUUUACAUUUUACAAUUGGUGAAUAUUUCAGGGGGGACUCCGGGUCCUGGUGGGAAAAUGGCUGAAAAGAACAUUAAUGUCACAGUUAUGAUACCUUUUAAUGAUGACCCUUUUGGAGUAUUUGUCAUAAGCCAUGAGAGUCAGGAUAGGGAAGUAGCAGAAGAUGUGUUAUCUGAGGAUGACAUGCGUUACAUUACAAAUUUCUCUAUUUGGAGACAUCAGGGCACAUACGGAAAUGUUCGUGUUGGAUGGGAAAUAUAUUCCAGCUUUUUCAAACAUGGCCUCCCUCCCAUGGAAGACAUCCUUCUCCUUGCUUCAUUCUCCUCUUCUGUAGAGUUGCAGCCCCACAUGAGACGGCAUCACAGUGGAACAGACGCACUAUAUUUCAGUGGAGCUGAGGAUGCAUUUGGAAUUAUAGAGGGGCAACAAUAUUAUAACAUUUUAAAUAAUUCUCUGGCAAACUUUACCUUUUCUGCUUGGAUUAUUCCUAAUGUGAACACUAAUGGAUUUAUAAUUUCGAAGGACAAUGACAAUGGAACUAUAUAUUUUGGGGUGAAAGUUGAAACAAAUGAUUCGUAUAUUGUGUUAAUGCUGUUUUACAUGACAGUUGGAUCUAAUAGCACAUAUUCUGCAACUGCUGGAGUACCAAAAUUCAUUGCACAGAAUUCCUGGAUACACAUUUUGAUUACUUUAGAUGACGGCAUUCUUGAAUUUUAUAUUGAUGAAAAUCUAGUACCUGGAGGAGUCAAGAGUUUAAAGGGAGAAGCCAUUGCUAAUGGUGCUGGGACCUUUAGAGUUGGUGCAGGAAUAAAAGGAGAGAACAGAUACACAGGACUAAUGCAGGAUGUGAGAAUUUAUCAGCAGAAGUUGUCUCAAGCAGAGAUGACAGAACUUCAUGGCACUCCAGCAAAGAAUGACUUACACCCUAUCUCUGGAUAUUUGGAAUACAGGCAAGGAGAGACACACAAGUCAUUUAUUGUAUCUACAAGAGAUGACAGUGAAGAGGAGGGAGAAGAAAACUUUAUACUAAAGCUGGUAUCUGUUCAUGGUGGUGCUCGAAUUCCUGAAGAGAAUACAACAGCAUUGAUCCAAAUUCAGAAAAGUGACAAUGCUAAUGGUUUGUUUGGAUUCACAGGACCUUGCAUUCCUGAGUCUGCAGAGGAAGGUACUACCAUAUCAUGUGUUAUAGAACGUAGAAGAGGAGCCUUGGACACUGUGCAUCUUUUUUACACUAUCACUCAAAUGGAUGCUGUCAGUGGGAAUGAUUCAGCAGCUGAUUUUACUAGUAUCAGUGGAAAUAGCACAUUUCUUCCUUUUCAGAGAUCCAAGGUCUUAAAUCUGAAUGUUGUUGAUGAUGAGAUCCCUGAGCUUGCAGAACACUUCCGUGUUACUUUGGUAUCUGUUGUAUCUGAAGACGGAAAGAUUGGAUCUACUCCAACCAGCGGAGCAAGCAUAGACCCAGAAAAAAAAGAUGAAGUUAUUACUAUCAAUGCUAGUGACCACCCUUAUGGAUUAUUGCAGUUUUCUGUGACUCCACCAAAACCUGGGGAUAAAAUUGUUCCUGCUGAGUCUAUUCCAACUAUAACAGUAAAAGAAGAAAUAGGAUCGGUAAAACUUAUAGUGGUCCGUGCUCAAGGACUUCUUGGGCAUGUUGCAGUUGAGUACAGGACUGAAGGAAUAACAGCAUUCAGUCCUCAGGAUUAUGAGGAAUCCUCAGGCGUUCUAGAAUUUUCACCAGGAGAACGACACAAAUAUAUUUCUGUUAACAUAACUGAUAACUCUUUGCCUGAACUGGCCAAAUCUUUUAAAGUUGAGCUGCUAAACUCAAAUGCUGGAGCCAGCCUGGGUACAGCAUCACACAUUAUUGUGAUUAUUGAGGAUUCUGAUGAUGCUCACGGCAUGUUCGAGUUCAGACAUGAAUCUUUGUCGAUGAAUGCCACAGAACCAGAAUAUGGCUACACUUCUGUUAAUUUUCAGGUAUUUCGUGGUCAUGGUACUUUAUCAAAGGUGAUCUUAUUUUGGACUAUAGAAUUGGCUUCAUCAGAUGACUUGGCCUUCAGUUCUGGGAAUGUAACCUUUGAAAUUGGACAACGCAUUGCAAACUUAACUGUUCAGGUCUCACCAGAUGAUGUUCCAGAAUUGGAUGAAAUGUUUAGGGUGUUAAUCACUAAUGUUUCAAGUGGACGCCUUGGGAUUUACACAGAGGCCAAUCUAACUAUCUUUGCUAACGAUGAUCCUUACGGACUUUUUAUAUUCUCUGAAAAAAAUAGGCCAAUCAAGGUUGAAGAAAAAAACAUUAAUAUUACUUUAACGAUUAAAAGAUUGAAAGGGCUUAUGGGCAAUGUAAUUGUUGCCUACAAAACUCUUGCAGACUCAGAUAAACUUUUUCUCCCCCCAUCUAACAUAGCAAGGGCAACGGAAGGAAAAGAUUACUUGUCUGUUUCUGGAAAUGUUCAUUUUAAAGCAAACAUGAGUGAAGUCAACAUUUUUCUUCCGAUUUUGGAUGAUGAUGAUCCAGAAAGAGCAGAAUCAUUAUUUGUUGCAUUAACCAAUGUCACAUUAGAGGACAAGGAGCAACAUCAGCUGGUUUUAGAUUCUCCACAGCUUGGAUCUAAAAUUGAAACAGUUGCGCAUGUAAUUAUUAACGCCAGUGAUGAUGCUUUUGGUGUACUACAAUUGUCAACUACAGUCGUGCGGGUUGCGGAAAAUUACGUUGGGCCGAUUAUUAAUGUAACCAGAACGGGGGGGAUGUUCGCAGACGUUUCCGUGAAAUUCAAAGCAGUGCCAAUUACAGCGACAGCUGGUGAAGAUUACAGCAUAGCUUCAUCAGAUGUUGUGUUACUAGAAGGGGAAACAAGCAAAGCUGUGCCAAUUUAUAUAAUUAAUGACAUUAAUCCUGAAGUGGAAGAAUCCUUCCAUGUAUUGCUCAUUAAUUAUACUACAGGAGGAGCUCAAAUAGGGGAGAUAACUGAGGCCAUUAUUAUCAUUGAAGCAUCUGAUGACCCAUAUGGAUUAUUUGUUUUUCAGGUAACGUCACUCACAGUUGAUGAGCCUGACUUCAAUUCAGUAAAGAUAAAUCUGCCAAUAAUUCGGAAUUCUGGGACCCUUGGUAAAGUUGUUGUCCAAUGGGUUGCCACAGUAAAUGGACAGCUUGCAAUUCAUGACCUGAAAAGUCAUCUGGGUAAUGUGACAUUUACCCCAGGAGAAACCAGUCACACUUUGCUUAUAGAAAUUUUGGCUGAUGAUAUUCCUGAGAUUGAUGAGGUCAUAGAAGUGCGCCUUACGGAAGCCUCAAAUGGGGGAACAAUUGGAUUUGAUGGAGUUGCUAAAAUCCUUAUACCAGCUAAUGAUAAUCCCUAUGGAACAAUAAGUUUUCAUCUGUCUUUGUACAGAGUGCAAGAACCACUAGAAGCACGUUCCUAUGCAAAUAUAACCAUCAGGAGAAGUGCAGGAAGGUUUGGAUACUUGCAAAUACUAUAUAGUACUACAGAGAUUGAUGUAGUAGGCCUUGCCAUUGAACAAGGACAUGAUAUAUUAUCUUACUAUGAAAUUCCAUUACCUGGGAUAUCUAUGGAAUCAGCCAAUACCAGGGUCAAUGUUUCUCAGUCGGGAAACCCGCUACAUUCUUGUGCCAUUACAUGUCUGAAAAACCAAGUAUGCACAGCAUUUUCUUUUAAUGGUGCCUCUGAUAUACCGCAGUGCUUUUGGUUUACAAAAUUGUCUAAUCAGCUUCACAACUACACAGGAUUCUGGACAUAUAGGAAAAAUAGCACUGGUGUUUCUGCUCUGUUUAGCACACAAGCAACAGCUGGAAGUGAUUAUGAAACCGUUACAGGCAAGUGGAUCACAAUGAUGGAAGAAGAAGAGUUUGCAAAUCUUUCUGUAUCUAUACUUACUGACACUUUCCCAGAACUGGAUGAGGAAUUUAUUGUUUCACUUCUUGAAGUCAAACUGUUAAAUAUUUCAACCAGCAUUAAGAACCAGCCAACUAUAGGUCAUCCAAAUACAUCUGUAGUUGCAAUAAUGAUGAAUGGGGAUGCAUUUGGUGUGUUUGUGAUUUACAAUCUGAAUCCCAAUACAACAGAAGAAGGUCACCAUGUGGAAGUGGAAGAACAGCACCAAACUACAGUACAACUUGUGAUAGAACGGCGAGAGGGCAGUCUGGGACAGGUCACAGUAGAAUGGGGCGUAAUUGGAGGAACAGCUGUUAAAAAUAUGGAUUUCAUAACUACUGAUGAAGUUCUAAUAUUUGCUGAAGGUGAAACAAGAAAACUGGUAACAAUAACCAUUCUGGAUGAUUCUGAACCAGAGGAUCAAGAAACCAUCAUAAUUCAACUCAUACAAACAGAUGGAGGGAGCCGUAUACUUCCUAGUUUCAACACUGUUAAUAUAGUCAUUUUGGCCAAUGAUAAUGUUGCUGGAGUAAUUAGUUUUCAGACAUCCUCAAGAUCAGUGAUUGGCCGAGAAGGAGAAAAGCUGAAGUUUGAUGUUUUACGAACACCCCCAGGAAGAGGAAAUGUAACUGUUUUUUGGAAAGUUAUUGGAUAUCACUUGGAGCUAAACUUUGAAAACAGUACUGGAAUUUUAUUUUUUCCAGAGGAAUUAUUGAAUACAAGUUUCAUUGUUCAUCUGUUAGACGAUCAUAUACCUGAAGAAAAAGAAGAAUAUCGUCUUGUUCUAUAUAAUCUCUCAACCCAGGGUGUUUCAGGUGCAGGAGCAGCGGUUCUUGAUAAACAAGGAUAUGAGGCUGUUCUGACUGUGGAGGCCAGUGAUGAACCACACGGAGUCAUAAACUUUGCUCCUUCUUCGAGAAUUGUUGUUACACAAGAAGCAAAUAAAACCAUUCAUCUCUAUGUCAACAGAGAAUAUGGAUCAUUAGGUAAUAUUAACAUCACUUAUGAGACAACUCCUGGUUUUAUGCCUAAUCUGAAUCAGAGCGGACCAAGAAAUAUUGCUCAACCAGGACUUGAUUACAUAGCUGCAUUUGGAUCAUUGAUAUUACAGGAUGGAGAAACAACUGCAACCAUCAAUAUAACUAUUUUGGAGGAUGAGAUACCAGAACUUCAAGAGUACUUCACUGUCACCCUGAUUUCCGUUGAACUUAUUGUGAAAUUGGUGACCUCAUCUCCUCCUAAACUGGACAUUGAAGGCUUGAGUGCCCAGAUCAUUAUUGAUACUAAUGAUGGAGUACAAGGGAUUAUUGAAUGGCAAAGUACAAGUUAUGAAAUUAAUGAAACCCAAGGAGUAUUGACUCUAGUUGUAUUCCGUAAUGUGGGAACACAUGGAAAUGUAUCAGUUUUUUUCUAUGCACAGAAUUUAGGUGCUGUACUUGGAAUGGAUUAUAAUGUUUCCUCAAUGAUUCUAAACUUUGCUGAUGGAGAAAAAUAUAAAUAUAUUGACAUAGCCAUUUAUGAUGAUGACAUUCCUGAAGGUGACGAGAUGUUUCAGCUAAUACUUGCAAAUCCCUCCCAUGGUUUAGAGCUAGGAACCAAUACAACAGCGGCCAUCACUAUCCUUGCCAAUGAUGACGGUCAUGGAAUUCUGUCUUUUAAUAACAGUGAACAUUUCUUUCUGAGGGAGCCAACGGCUCAGUAUAUGACAGAAAGUGUUGCUGUUUUGUAUGUUUUCCGUGAUCCACCUCAAGGAAUAUUUGGGACUGUGACUGUUCAGUACCUCAUCACAGGAGAAAAUUAUUCUGAUGCAUAUGGUGACCUAAAUCCCGUACAAGGGUAUAUUAUACUGGAAGAAGGAGUGAGGUUCAAGACUCUAGAAAUUACUGCUUUACUAGAUGAAGAACCUGAGAUGGAUGAACAUUUUGUUGUCACACUCUCUAACCCUACAGGAGGGGCAAGAUUAGGCACUAGAUUACACACAAAUAUAACUGUGUUGCAGAAUCAAGCACCACAAGGGCUUUUCAGUAUUUUCCCAACAAGUAACAGGACAAGCGUCUUGACCAUUGAAGAAGGCAAUUUGACCGUUUAUCUUAAAGUAUCCCGCAGCAAUGGCCUAAAUAUGUCUGUGAGCGUAGAAUGGGAGACUAUGUCCGGAACUGCCUUAGGAAUAAAGGGUCCAUAUGAUGUACUUUCAGUACUGCAAAACUUUCAAAGUGAUUCAGCUUCUAGAUGGCGCUUCUUCAGUUAUGCUGAUACAACAUUUGCUAUUUUAUUGAGAUCAUUACCAGUAAAUCAGGCAAUUUCCACAAUUUAUGAAUGGCGUGGGAUAUUUAUACCAAUACAGGACUUUACAAUUGAACAACCCACCAGUUGUAUGUCAUUUGCUGCAAAUGGAUCUCAGUUUGUAAUCAUCACUGGGGGUGAUCAGUCUUCAAAUAACAUUGUGUAUACUUUCACACUUCAGCAGGGAUUAUCACAGACACAGACUCUAACAGUUCCAGAAACCAGCAAUGUUGAACAUUUUUCUUCUGAAAGUCAAGAUUAUCUCAUCAUCACAAGUCAUACGGACAGCCCAGAAUCUUCUCAGAUAUUUGUGUUGAAAAAUUGUAUUUUUAUACCACAUCAAAAGCUCCCAAUCAGUGGAAUUUCAGGAUUGACAGUUUUUACAAGAGGAGAAAUUGCCUACAUGGCUGUGUCAUUUAAAAGCUCUGCAGAAAACGCUUUGGUUUACACAUGGGCCGGUAAUCAGUUUGGAAACCCACAAGACAUUCCAAUCAAAGGAGCAACACAAGUGGAAUCCUCGAUUUCUGGAGCAGAUGUCUACAUCAUGUUUUCAGAAGUGAUAUACUCUUCUAUUACAAUUUUCCUGUGGGAGUCUGGGCGGACCUUCUUCCGAAUGUUUCAGUCCAUUCCUAUCGGAAAUGGUAACAUGAUCCACUCUUUUACGCCACCAUCCGGCUUAGUUCACAUUUUACAUGCUGGAGAGAAUAUAUCCACACUGUACUCUUUAAAUUCUGAAAUGAAUCGGUUUGCACCUGUUCUCUUGGCCUCUGCCUCUAAACAGUUGAUAUCUACAACAGUAAAAUCACUCAAUUUGACCAAAACUGUUAUUGCUCAGGUGGGAGAUUUCAACUCACAGAUCUUUGAGCUGACUUCUGUCUCCAAUCAGUCUGACUUUAUACCCAGUUCAGGUGAGCUGAAAUUUGAGCCGGGCCAAAGUGAAGGUAUUUUUGCUGUCAAUAUACUUGAUGAUUUAAUUCCAGAAGAAGAUGAAUCUUUCCGAAUAAAACUAAAAAAUCCAAAAGGUGGGGCUGAGAUUGGUGUCAACAGCUUUGUUUCAGUUACUAUUUUGACUAAUGAUGAUGCUCAUGGAGUAAUUGCAUUUGCCCAGAAUUCUUUAGUAAAACAAGCAGAAGAGAUGGACCAAGAUAAUCUGAUAAGCUUCAGUGUUGAGCGUCUACAGGGAACUAAUGGACGUGUUGCAGUUGAAUGGUUUGCCAAUGGCAGCGUCACAGAUAUAUCUCCAGCCUCAGGAGUGGUUACUUUCUCGGACGGGCAAGCUUUAACUACUAUCACAGUAACUGUUGUUGCUGACCAUAUAGCUGAACUGACGGAAACAAUUACAGUUACAUUAACAAAAGUCAUUACCAUGAACAUCCCAGAUCCUCUAAGAGGAGCAAAGCUGGACCCAAAAAGAUCAAAGGCUGUGCUGAUCAUCCUGCCAAAUGACUCUCCUCAUGGUGUGAUUGGCUGGCAUGCAAAUUCCUUGUCUGUAAACGUUGAGGAACCAGAAGGAAACGUCACUACCAUUACUUUGCAAGUUGUUAGAGAACAAGGAUUUGUGGGAGACAUUGCAAUAUACGUACAAUCAAAAGCAAACCUUUCCCUGCCACCAAGUAAUCAAGCUACAGAAAAUCAGGAUUAUUCCCUCAAUGAUAAAAUGAUAAUAAUAAGGGAGAACAAGACAUUUGCUUUUGUGAAAAUUAACAUUUUACCUGACAAUAUACCGGAAUUACAUGAAGGAUUUCUCUUAAACAUCACUGCUGUUCAGUUUGUUAACUUUUCUGCCUCAAGUGGACAACCUGUUAUAAAAAGGCCGGGGGAGGAAAUAGCUGAAAUAGCUAUUCAAGAGAAUGAUGAGCCAAGAGGAGUAUUUCAGUUUAAUGUUACAAAGGAUCUAAAUGGAGCCGUGGUUGCUUAUGAAGUUCCCUCUCCUCAAAAUAUGCUUAGGCUUCCUAUUGUCCGUCAAGCUGGAACAUUUUCAAGUGUGACUAUUUAUUGGGAAGCUACAGCAAUCACUGCAAGUCAAGAAGACUUCACACCAUCUUCUGGUAACCUCACAUUUUCCGAAGGACAGGCCUUAGGCAUCAUAGAGAUUGCUAUAUUGGAUGAUACUAUAAUUGAAUAUUUAGAGAUAUUCACGGUCACAUUGAAACAUUUGACAAACAGGGCUAAAUUUGGAAAUGAAACAACAGUUCUUGUUCAUAUUCCACCAAACGAUUCACCUUUGGGACAAUUUGGCUUUGAAAAUAAAAUGGUAACAGUUAGUGAACCUCAGUCAAUGGAUGACCCAAGUGCAAUGGUUACCUUUACAGUAGUUCGAAGCCAGGGUGGGCAUGGUGCUGUUAAAAUUAUCUGGAUUCUAGAGGAAGCAGCUCAGUAUGAUAUCACACCACUAAACGGCACUCUCAUUUUUAACGAGAGUGACUCAAGAAAGUCAUUUACUUUACAAGCAAUUCAAGAUGGUUUGCUUGAAGGUGAGGAAAGAUACACUAUUCAAUUGGUUUCGGCAGAUUACUCUGUGAUAUCUCCAGUAGAUGGUACUGCUACUGUUGUUAUAUCAGGAGAUGUCGGGGCCUCUGGUAUCAUUGGAAUAGCUCCUUCAACUCAUCAUAUACUCAUUGGCGAACCUUGUAGAGACUAUAAUGGAACAGCCCACAUUAGUCUUGUUCGUGGCCCUGGUAUUUUUGGUGAGGUUACUGUAUAUUGGAACAUAACUCCAGCACAUUUAGGUGAAUUUGUUGAGUUGUCCGGAAAAGUGACAAUGAGAGACAGACAAUCUGCUGCUGUGGUUGUCAUACAAGCAACAAAUGAUGAUGUUCCUGAGCAACGGAGCUAUUAUCAGUUUCAACUCAGUAAAAUCGAUGGAGGAGGCAUUAUUGAUGAGUAUAAUAGAGUGGCAAAUAUUACAAUGGCUUCUAGUGACCUUCCGUAUGGACGUUUUGAGUUUUCUCGAAUGCUGGUACAGAUAUCAGAAGAAGAACAAUGGGCCAACAUUACUAUCAUACGUUCUGGGGGCAAAUUUGGAGAGAUUAUGCUCAAGUAUCACACACUAAGUGGGUUAGCUGCAAGUGAAAUGGAUUUUACAAGCACUUCAGGAAAUCUUAUGUUUGCCCCAAAUGAAACCAUAAAACCGAUUUCAAUAGAAAUAAAAAACGAUGACAAUCCCGAAGGUCCAGAAGAUUUCUUUCUUCUGAUUACUGAAGUAGAACUUCGAGGGAGAGAUUAUGAUUACACUAUUAGAGAAAAUGAGCUUCAAAUUGAUCAGCCCCCAGUAAUAGGAAACAACUCUAUGGUUCGAAUUGUCAUUCUUCAAAAUGACAAUGCAGAAGGUAUCAUUCAGUUUGAUGCUGAAUUCCUUGCUGUUGAAGUGGAGGAAGAUGUCGGGAUGCUGGUGAUUCCUGUUGUGAGACUUCACGGAGCUUAUGGUUAUGUGUCAGCAGAUUUUGUUACGUUUAGCAUUUCUGCCCUUCCUAACAGUGUGGACUACAAUGUGCCUAAUACUUCCGUAAUAUUUCAUCAUGAGCAGAGACGUAGUUUUAUCAAUAUCUCUAUCACUGAUGAUGAAGAAAGUGAAUUGGCUGAACAAUUUGAGAUCCGCCUUGUGGGAGCUAGUGGAGGUGCUGUACUCGGCAAUAAUAUAGUUUGCGUCAUCACAAUAGCUAAAAGUGACUCUCUAAGCGGAGUGAUAAGGUUCCUCAACUACAGUCAGAUAACUCUUCCAAAUCCCAAUGUAUCUCUCGCUUUGUCACUUGUCCUGGAGAGAACAGGUGGUCAGCUGGGAGAUAUCCAGAUUUUUUGGAAUAUAUUGGGACCCAAUUCUAAGCAAAUAUUACCUGUUACUAAUGAUGACUUCAGUGAACCUUUAAAUGGGACUUUCUACUUUAAUGAUGGAGAAGAUGGCUUAAGAACCAUUAACCUGACCAUUCUACCUCAUGGGGAAAUUGAGGUCCAGGAGAAAUUCAUCAUCUUUCUAAGUGUUGUAAAGGGAGAUUCUAAAGUUGAUCCCAAAGCUGGAAAUGUCACUCUAACAAUAUUACAGUUUGGUGAUCCCAAUGGAAUUAUUGAAUUUGUAGCAGAAUCACGGGUGCCUAAAAACUAUACUGAACCAGCAACUUCUCAAGGGCCUUUGAAUAUAACUCUAGGCGUUAAGCGAGUCCAAGGAACACUGGGAAACUUAACGAUUUAUUGGCAACUCAGCAGUGAUUCAGAUAUUAAAGGAGAUUUUGCUGAAACAACAGGUUGGAUUGUUAUCCCAGAUAAGCAAAAUUAUGCAGAAAUCGUCCUUCAGCUCCUACCAGAUGAUGUGCCAGAAAUUGAUGAGAUAUACACAGUCCGACUGACAUACGUAGAUGGUGGAGCAGAUUUAGACAAGGAGAAAAGCUUUUUGAGAUUUACAGUUCUUGCAAAUGAUGAACCUCAUGGGAUAUUUACUGUGUACCCAUCAAGUCAGACUAUUAUUGUGAACAAUGACUUAAGCCGUUAUGUACAAGUAAAUGUCACUAGACUUGCUGGGACAUUUGGCAAUGUUACGGUUGAGUACCAAGUCAUCCUUGGAUCUAGUGAGCAAGAAAACAUGACUGAGAAGUUGACUGGUAAUGUCCUUAUAAGAAACGGUGCCAGCUAUGGCAUUAGCACAGUGCCAAUUAGUGCUCAGGUUUUACUGUUGCCUGGCUUUAAUUUUACGCUUGAACUGACAAAUGUUAUCCUGAUGGGUGAAAGUACAUUUGGGAAACCUCAGAUACUAAAAGAACAGAAACCAGCAUCAGUAUCUGUUCCUAUGGAAGCUGCCAAUUCCAAGGUUGGCUUUGAAUCUAUUGUAUUCCAUCUUACAAACAGUACAUCAGGCAGAGCUCAUGCUGUUCUCUCUAGAGAUGGUGUGUAUGGAUCUGUUGCCGUAAGCUGGAGUGCUGGAUAUCCUCUGGGUCUCAUGCCACAGAAUACUCGUCUGGGUAAAAUUACGCCACAUUCUGGUGUUGUUGACUUUAUUCAUGGAGAGGAUAUAAAAAUCAUCUCACUAGAUUUGGAGGCAGAUACGAGUGGACCUGAAGCUUUUGCUGUUCGUAUUACUAACGUGAGCAGUAGUGUGCCUGGCGGGGCCUUUUUGAGGUCAGGAUUUACAUUUGCUGAAUUUGAACCAAUGGGAGUUUUCCAAUUUACUUCAAAUUCAAAGUAUCUUGUUGUACAUGAAGAAAUUCAAACUAUUUCCCUUCAGGUGCAAAGAUUAUAUGGCUUCCAAGGGGACAAAAUAAAACUACAUUUUCAGACCAUUUCAGGAAGUGCCAAAGCAUUGGAAGAUUAUGUGCCCAUUGAUAGCGGAGAACUAAUAUUUGAGAAGUAUCAGACUAGUUCUAACAUAGAGAUUUCAAUUAUAGAUGAUAAUAGUAAUGAACUUGAUGAGUUUUUUCUUCUUAAUCUAACAUCUGUUGAAAGUGUUGGGAUUUACCAAGCUAAACCACAAAUAAAUAUUGAUUCAAGCCUUUCAACAAUAACAAUAUUGGCCAAUGAUGCUAUUCAUGGAUUUGUAAGCAUUGGCCCUGCCAUUAUAUAUGUAGAAGAAGAUACAAAUAACAGUGCACUAAAUAUAGUGAGCAUUCAUAUCAAAAGAACUCAUGGUUCUAGUGGAAUUGUUCAUGCCACACUUUCACCUUUUGGAGGAUUAAAUGCAGUGAAUGGGCUAGAUGGACUACCAUUUGAGAAUAUGCAUAAAUAUUCAAACCUGUCAUGGGCCACGGAAAGUUUAGACUUUGAAGAACAAGCAAUGCUCAUAACUCUUAAAGAUGGGGAGAAUGAAACUAAAGUAUCUUUCAGAAUUCUUGACGAUGAGGAACCAGAGGGGAUGGAAAUAUUUUAUGUGUUUCUUAAAGAUCCCACAGGAGGUGUUCAGAUAAUAGAAGGAAAGGAUGAGAGUGGAUAUGCAUCUUUCUCCACUAUUAUAAUCAGAGGAAAUGACAUGCAAAAUGGAAUUUUGGGGUUUACCAUGGAGUCAUUGGUUGGGCUGUGGCUUGAUGAAGACUCACCACAAAGGACAGCAGAGCUUACUGUUUCAAGGCAAGCCAACAGGGCAUUUGAAGAUGUGAAGAUCUUCUGGCGGGCAACCUUUAACAAAACUUCAGUUGAACUUUAUAGAGAUGGAGUGAACCUGGUUAAUGAACUACAAGCUGUAUCAGGCUAUACGAUCUGUACUGCAGGCCAAACAGAAUGUAUAAUUAGUGUGGAAGUAAAACCUGACAAGGUGCCUGAAAUUGAAACCUAUUUCUUUGUUGAGCUUUAUGACGUUAGUGCUGGAGCCUCUCUAAACAGCAGCACUCGAUUUGCCAAAAUAUUAAUUCUGGAAAGUGAUGCCCCUCAUGGCCUUUUAUUUUUUGCUGUUGGCUCCCGUGUAGUUGUUGCACAUAAAACAAAUACGCUCAUUAGCCUGCAGAUUUCUAAAGAAUCCAGUUCUUCACAGCCUAUCACUGUUGGCUAUAUCACUAAGGAACUGAAAAAAGCUGAAGUGAUUGGACACACCACCAUUUCCCCAGCUAUUGCAGGGCAAGACUUUGUCAGUUCUGAGGGAACACUCACUUUUGAAUCAGGGCAAAGAACAGUUUUACUGGAUAUCUCUCUUACUCCAGAAAGAGGAUCACUCAAUCCAUUUCCCAAACGUUUACAAGUUUUACUUGUUGAUCCCUCAGGAGGUGCCAAAAUAGAUGUUAUGUAUGGUAUUGCCAAUAUCACCAUUUUUUCAGACUUAGCCUCUCAGUCUACUUGGGGUUUAAUUGACCAGUUGUAUCAACCUUUUGAUGAGAGCAUUUUGAACAGAGUUCUUCAGACCUUGAACAAUAAAGCUGGUGCAGAGAUUUCCGAGGAGCAACUUGGUGCUAUUGUAAAUAUAAUGGAAAAGAUAACUCACGACAGUGAAGACCAAGUUUUAGCUGAUCAAAGCAGAAUCCUUUUUUACGAUGUUCUUUGCAGCCUUGUUAGUCCAGAGCGGUUGGAUACACGCGGAUAUAGUCCAUUGAUUGACGUGGCAGAGAAAUAUGCGUUCUCUCUCCUUACAGGAGUAAAGUGUGGAUCUCCAGGUGAAAAAGGAAAAACUAUUUUUGAUACGUGCCCAUAUAUUUCAAUAAGUGCCUAUCACUGGUACCCACAACAAAUUAAUGGUCACAGAUUUGAUGGCAACAGUGGCGAUUCUAUCCAAGUUCCUGAAGGCCUUGUAACUCUCUCCCCUAGCAAUGCUCCUAAUGAAGAAGGGUGCAAGUCUAUCCAGUUUACUGAGUACAGCAGCCAGCAAUGGUUCCUCACAGAUGGCGCAGAAAGAGCCUUAAAUAACAAAAUUUUAUCAGUGAGUUUAAAGGACCACAUUCCAUAUCCAUUAACCGGCAAUGAUGAAGUUAUAUACCGGAUCCAUGCAGCUGGCAGUCGCAUUGUCCCACGUAUGUCACUUUGUCUUCUUUGGAAUCAAGCUUCAGAAAGAUGGCUGGCAAAUGGCCAGUUUUGUAAAAUUGUAUUUGAUACAAGCGACUAUGUGGAAUGUGCCUGCUCUCAUAUGUCUUCCUAUGCAGUAUUUGCUCACACAGACAGCCUUUCCUACUACAAUGAAGCCUUUUUUUGUGCUGGAUUCAUUUGUAUUUCAGGUUUUACACUGGCCAUUCUUUUACAGUUAUUCUGUAGCCGAUCCUCCGUGUUUGCAGCUAAACUUCUUACACAUAUGAUGUUUGCAUGUUUAGGAACCCAGAUUUCUUUCCUGGCCUGUGCUUACAUCAGUCGGGAGCUCUCAGAUGAUAGCUGUUCUGCUUUAGCUUCGGUGACACACUAUUUUUACCUUAGCCAAUUCAUUUGGAUGCUAAUUCAGGCAGUUAAUUUUUGGUAUGUUUUGGUGAUGAACGAUGAACAUACAGAGCGACGCCAUCUGAUUUUCAUAGUAUUAGGAUGGGGACUUCCUGCUGUUGUCGUUAUUUUGCAUCUGAUCGUUCUCAAAAGCAUCUAUCAUAAAUCCAUGGCAGAUAUUUAUGGAUUAGUCUACGGAGAUAUGUGUUUCAUACCAAAUGUUUAUACAGCCCUCUUUACUGUCGCUCUGGUGCCAUUAGUUUGCCUCGUGGUAGUAUUUGUGGUUUUUAUUCACGCUUACCAAGUGACGCAACAAUGGAAAGCGUAUGAUGAUGUCUUUAGAGGGCGACCCAAUGCCACAGAGAUUCCCUUGAUAUUGUACCUCUUUGCUCUCAUUUCCAUCACUUGUCUUUGGGGUUGGUCUGCACAUGGCUAUAUAGGACAUCUCUGGAUGUUGGUCCUUUUCAUUGUUUUCAACAGCCUUCAGUUUUUCUUUCUUUUAGGGCCGUAUGUUUUUGUGGUUUAUUUUAUCCUUCAUAACCAACUAUGUUGUCCAGUAAAAGCCAGUUAUAGCAUAGAAAUGGAUGGCCAAAGAAGCCCAGGCUCUGCAUUUUUUACACCCAGUAGUGGAAUGCCCCCAGCUGGGGCUGAGAUAAACAAGUCCACCCAGAACCUUAUCAGCGCAAUGGAAGAGAUUUCAGCUGAUUGGGAUAGGCCAGGUAGCCAACGUAUAAAACAAGGACCUCAAAAUGGUGCCUUCACUACACCAGGAGGUUACAGUAAUGGCUCAUUAGUUGCUGAUGAAGAAUUACAAGAAUUUGAUGACCUGAUAUUUGUCUUAAAGGCUGGAUCAGGACUCAAUAUCAGUGACACUGAAUCCUGUCAUGGUAGUCAAGAUGGCAGUCCUAUGCCUAACUCUCAGAUCGUGGAGCUGCGGCGAAUUCCAAUAGCUGAUACACAUCUAUAAUCAUUUUUGUAUUCAUCUCUAAUUCAAUAUUUUAUUUUGUUUUUUUGCACUAAACACCUCCACAUUGUAGAUUUAGUCACAGUGUAAAAGAAUAAUUAGUUUCACGUUAGCGCUAAAGGUAAACGUUAGAAAUAUUCCGCGUACAGAACCGAAAUUAGACUGAAUGCAAAAGAUAAUGUGAAAUGUAUAUAAUUAACAUUUUAAGUAACCAGUUUUAUGUAGAAAAAAAAAGAUUAUUAAAACAAAUUUUGUUUA
Messenger RNA from Bombina bombina (fire-bellied toad), 19250 nucleotides. RefSeq names its product adhesion G protein-coupled receptor V1 (gene ADGRV1). The record is from RefSeq and is a predicted model, not a curated record. Gene Ontology annotation, biological process: G protein-coupled receptor signaling pathway; negative regulation of adenylate cyclase activity; cell communication. Lineage: Eukaryota; Metazoa; Chordata; Amphibia; Anura; Bombinatoridae. Gene Ontology annotation, molecular function: G protein-coupled receptor activity. Gene Ontology annotation, cellular component: membrane.